AGAUUGUAUAUGAUGAUUACUGUGUUUCCUCUCUUUUUUGACUCUCUUUAUUGAUUGUGUGGAAAUGAAUGAAUACCGGGGUUCGUCGUUCGUCUAUCUGGGCGCUGGAGAUGUUCGUUAAUGAGCUGGCUGUGAGUGUGCAUUGCGGCCGCGCGCUUCAGUGUAAGUUCUGGUUCCGUCCGUUGUCGCUUCGAGUCUCACUCACUCAGCACGGCCGUUCUCUACCCUUCUUCGCCUUUGUAUAAGUAACUCGACUCCCUUCCUGAGGUCUCUGGCAACAAUCACCAACACCAAUCCUUCACCAUCUCCGACUCCGACAAUGCAACAAAACUUCCUCCGCGGUGACCCACUCUCGCUCGAUCGUAUCCGGUCUACACUCAUCCGGCUUGAGGAUACCAUCAUCUUUGGGCUCAUCGAGCGCGCCCAAUUCGCGCAUAAUCCCAAGAUAUACGAGGCUGGUGGGGUACCUGAAUUGAAAGAGAGGGUAGGAUUUGAAGGGAGUUGGUUGGACUGGUUCUUAGCUGAGAUUGAGGGGUUUCAUGCAAAGGCGAGGAGAUAUACUAGCCCAGAUGAAUAUCCCUUCACCCCCAUCGAAUCCCUCCCCCAGCCUCUCCUCGCACCACUCUCCUACCCAAAACUCCUCCACCCGAACACAGUCAACGUCAACCCCUCCCUCAAAUCUCUGUACAUCCGCUCCAUAGUCCCGCGCAUCACAUCCUCAGCUACACGCGCCCUUGCAGCUCUGCGUCGUGCGCAGGGCAUAACGGGUGACCCCGAACGCGAGGACGACGGGAAUUAUGGGAGCUCUGCAACGCUCGACGUCGAGAUUCUUCAAGCCCUAUCCAAACGCGUGCAUUAUGGGAAGUUUGUGUCGGAGAGUAAGUUCCGUGCGAAUCCGGGUGCGUUCGUUUCGUUAAUAAGGAAGGAGGAUAGGGAGGGGUUGGUUGGGUUGAUUGAGAAGAAGGAGGUGGAGAGGAGGUUGCUUCUUAGGGUUAGGAAUAAGGCGAGGGUGUAUGGGCAGGAGGUGGAUGCGGAUGGGAAUCCGGUCGGUCCUGUUAGUCCUGUUAAUGGGAACGUAGCGACACCGAAUGGGAACGGGGAAGGGAAGAUUGACGUUGAGGGCGUCGUGGAGUUGUAUGAACAUUAUAUUAUUCCGUUGACGAAGGAGGUCGAGGUGGAUUAUUUGUUACAGCGUCUGGACGGGUUAUCGGAAGAGGAGGUAGAGGAAUUGUGCAAGUCGAAGAAGCAAUAAUGUAAUAGUCGGUAAACAGUCG
Fomitiporia mediterranea MF3/22 is the source of this 1274-nucleotide messenger RNA. RefSeq names its product chorismate mutase. The transcript is spliced from 5 exons. Gene Ontology annotation, cellular component: cytoplasm. Bases 320 to 1252 code for a protein of 310 amino acids. Gene Ontology annotation, molecular function: chorismate mutase activity. Lineage: Eukaryota; Fungi; Basidiomycota; Agaricomycetes; Hymenochaetales; Hymenochaetaceae. Gene Ontology annotation, biological process: chorismate metabolic process; aromatic amino acid biosynthetic process. The record is from RefSeq and is a predicted model, not a curated record.